AUAUUAGCCGCCUAGCUUAAUACCUUGGAAUACAGUUGUGAAACAAACGCAUGUACUAGUUUUAACCGCGAGCAUUUCUUCCUAAUUUUGUGAGUUUUUUUUAUUGGAUGUAGAUAAACUAUUAUAAGAACUCAGUGGCAAUAUUCUGUCUACAGAGUCCGGCAGCGGGCAGGUGACAUAAAUAUGCCAGAAAUUAAAGUAACACCUUUAGGUGCUGGACAGGAUGUCGGUCGCAGCUGCAUCCUCGUCUCCAUCGGAGGCAAAAACCUCAUGCUGGACUGUGGGAUGCACAUGGGAUACAACGACGAUAGGCGUUUCCCAGAUUUCUCCUAUAUAACACAGAACGGGCGUCUGACAGACUUCUUAGACUGCGUGAUCAUCAGCCACUUUCACCUGGACCACUGCGGCGCCCUGCCUUAUAUGAGCGAGAUGGUGGGCUACGAUGGGCCCAUCUACAUGACCCAUCCCACCAAGGCCAUUUGUCCCAUUUUACUUGAAGAUUUCCGGAAGAUCACUGUUGACAAAAAGGGAGAAACCAACUUCUUCACCUCGCAGAUGAUCAAGGACUGCAUGAAGAAAGUGAUUCCUUUGAACCUCCACCAAACUGUCCAGGUGGAUGAUGAGCUGGAGAUCAAGGCGUACUACGCAGGCCAUGUCCUGGGAGCUGCUAUGGUGCAUAUCAAAGUGGGAUCAGAGUCUGUGGUCUACACGGGGGACUAUAACAUGACACCCGACAGGCAUUUAGGUGCUGCUUGGAUCGAUAAAUGCCGUCCAGACAUCCUAAUAUCAGAGUCGACGUACGCCACAACCAUCCGUGACUCAAAAAGGUGCAGAGAAAGGGAUUUUCUGAAGAAAGUUCAUGAAUCCAUAGAAAGAGGAGGAAAGGUCCUGAUUCCAGUUUUUGCCCUGGGACGUGCGCAGGAGCUCUGCAUCCUUCUGGAAACAUUUUGGGAAAGAAUGAACUUAAAGGCCCCGAUCUACUUUUCCACUGGGCUAACAGAGAAAGCCAAUCAUUACUACAAGCUUUUUAUAACAUGGACCAACCAGAAGAUCCGAAAAACCUUUGUGCAGAGAAACAUGUUUGAAUUUAAACAUAUCAAGGCCUUUGAUCGCUCCUAUGCAGAUAAUCCUGGACCAAUGGUGGUGUUCGCCACACCAGGUAUGCUGCAUGCUGGCCAGUCUUUGCAGAUAUUCAAGAAAUGGGCUGGCAAUGAGAAGAACAUGGUGAUCAUGCCAGGGUAUUGUGUGCAAGGGACUAUUGGUCAUAAGAUCCUAAAUGGGCAAAGAAAACUGGAGAUGGAAGGAAGAUCAACACUGGACGUGAAGCUGCAGGUGGAGUACAUGUCCUUCAGCGCACAUGCUGAUGCAAAGGGCAUCAUGCAGCUCAUCCGCAUGGCAGAGCCUCGCAACAUGCUGCUCGUGCAUGGGGAGGCUAUUAAAAUGGAGUUUCUUAAGGGGAAGAUCGAGCAGGAGUUCAGUAUAGACUGUUACAUGCCAGCUAACGGGGAGACGGUGACCGUGAUGACUAACCCCAGCGUUCCUGUCGAUAUGUCACUCAACCUGCUCAAGAGGGAGAUGGCUCUUGGAGGCCCUCUUCCUGAUCCUAAAAAGCCCCGCACCAUGCAUGGAACCCUGAUCAUGAAGGAAAAUAGCUUGAAGCUGGUGUCGUCGGAGCAGGCCCUGAAAGAGCUGGGCCUCAACGAGCAUCAGUUACGCUUCACCUGCCGGGUGCAGUUCCAGGACCCGCACAGUGACUCCGACACUCUCCACAGAAUAUACACACACCUCAAGAGUGUGCUAAAAGAUUACACCAUCCAGCACCUCCCUGAUGGCACCGUCAUGGUGGAAUCCAUCGUGAUCAAAGUCUCCUCUUCGGCCGAAGACGCCAACGCCAAAGUCCUGCUGUUGUCCUGGAGUUAUCAGGAUGAAGAUCUGGGAAGCUACCUCUCAUCUCUGCUCAAAAAGGGCCUUCCAACUUGACUCUGCUGUGCAGAAAAUGUCAAUUUUCGUCUUGUCAACAUACACAUUGAGACCAGAGCUGCUUCCUUUUCUAAGCAGAGGAACUGCGACAACUACGACUGCUCCUGUCCUGUUCAUCCGAUGACUGAAACUCCAAGAGAAAUUCAGAUUUUGAUUUUAUUUUGAAAGAUUCCACCAUUAUAAACAGUUUUACAGAAAAAGCUUCACUGUGUAAUGUUGUACCUAUAUAUCCAGUGUUUAAGUUAUUUACUGUUGUGUAUUGACAUCUACAGUGGAUAUAAAUGUGUACACCCAAGUUAAAAUGUUACGUUUUUGUGACAAGAAAAAAAGAGACCUUGCUUCUUCCACCAUUAAUGUGAUAUACUGUGUAUCCUCUAAAAUUCAGUUGAACAUCAAACCCAUUAGUAGGAAAAUAUAAGAAAUAAAAAGCUGAAGUUCUUUGUAA
Girardinichthys multiradiatus is the source of this 2425-nucleotide messenger RNA. RefSeq names its product integrator complex subunit 11 (gene ints11). The record is from RefSeq and is a predicted model, not a curated record. Gene Ontology annotation, biological process: snRNA processing. The coding region runs from base 184 to 1980 and encodes 598 amino acids. Lineage: Eukaryota; Metazoa; Chordata; Actinopteri; Cyprinodontiformes; Goodeidae. Gene Ontology annotation, cellular component: nucleus. The transcript has 18 exons.